Messenger RNA from Hyla sarda, 2540 nucleotides. RefSeq names its product forkhead box O4 (gene FOXO4). Gene Ontology annotation, biological process: regulation of transcription by RNA polymerase II. The record is from RefSeq and is a predicted model, not a curated record. Bases 529 to 1998 code for a protein of 489 amino acids. Gene Ontology annotation, cellular component: nucleus. The transcript has 3 exons. Gene Ontology annotation, molecular function: RNA polymerase II cis-regulatory region sequence-specific DNA binding; DNA-binding transcription factor activity, RNA polymerase II-specific. Lineage: Eukaryota; Metazoa; Chordata; Amphibia; Anura; Hylidae.
UAGUCCACCUCAUCCCCCAGAACAAUGGGCCACCACUUCUCAAACUCUGCUGGGAAUUGAAGUUUUUGCAUCUCAUCGUGUUAUGUCUUUUCCCACCGAAGAAACUACGACUCCCACAAUGCAAAGCGAGAUAGCGAGUGAUGCCACGCUGUACAUGCGCGCUAGAUUCUCUGCAGCCGCUGGUAAACAGAGACGUCAGCGAGAAGUUUUGUGGUGUCCAAAACAAAAGGGAAAGUGACUUUUAGCGCACGGAACCGGCAUAGAGGCUUCCAGAGCCAUAGGAUCGAGCACGGGGGAUCUCUGGGGCUGGACACCGGGCUCGGUGCUGGAACAUGACCGUGUAACCAGCGAGCGGUGAGAGCAACCGCAGAUUACCUGUCCGCCGCCUCACCUGCGCCUUGGCCGUGUCUGUGCGGGCGGCAUGGCUUGUGCAGGCUGAAUAUUCGACGUGUGAGGAGCCUGGAGGGAAGCCGUUACCGAGAGUGCACAGGGCCCAGCGAGCAGUAUAGGCCUCCGGAGAUCACGGCUAUGGAAGAAACCGAGGCGACUCCCGUGGACAUUGACCCAGACUUCGAGCCUCAGUCCAGACCUCGGUCGUGCACAUGGCCCCUUCCCAGGCCUGAGCUGUCUGUAGUGCAGCCCGCCGACCCCUCAGAGGAGAGCAGAGCAGAUCCCCCCGAUGUGUCCUCUCUGCUGCCUACUGAGGCCGAAGACAGAGUAUCCCUCUCUGAUGGACUGCUGGCUGCAGGAGUGACUCCCAAGAAAGGGGGAUCUAGGAGGAAUGCCUGGGGGAACCAGUCCUAUGCAGAACUUAUCACCCAGGCUAUAGAGAGCUCUCCUGAGAAAAGACUGACCUUGUCCCAGAUCUAUGAAUGGAUGGUGAAAACUAUCCCCUACUUCAAAGACAAAGGAGACAGUAACAGUUCAGCAGGCUGGAAGAAUUCAAUCCGUCAUAACCUAUCUCUGCACAGCAAGUUUAUUAAGGUCCACAAUGAAGCAACUGGUAAAAGCUCUUGGUGGAUGCUGAACCCAGAAGGUGGAAAAAGCGGUAAAGCACCACGUAGAAGAGCAGCAUCCAUGGACAACAGUAGCAAACUUGCAAAAGUGCGAAGUAAAGUGUCCAAGAAAAAAGCUCAAGGUCCUGGUGAAUCAACUGCAGGAAGCCCUGGCUCACAACCCCCCAAAUGGCCUGGCAGCCCUUCUUCACGGAGUGGUGAUGAUCCUGAUGUGUGGAACAGUUUUCGACCACGUACAGGUUCCAAUGCCAGUAAUCUCAGUAUUCGUCUAUCCCCUAUUUUGACUGAACCUGAUGAUGUUGCCGAUGAAGAGCUCCACUCUUCCCUCAGCUUCUCAAACAAUGUACCCCCUACUGUUUCAGAGGAAUUGGAGCUUAUUGACAGCUUAACAAUGCUGUCUUCAGGAGCACCACUACCUGCACCACAGCCUCUGAUGCAAGGAGCUCCAAAUUUCUCAAUACAUCCACCUCAAACUCUGUCUUUCGGUAACUCUCUGUUUGGCCCAACUGAUGCAUCUCCAGUGCGGGGCCCUUCUGGACAGUUUCAGCGACCACAGACUCUGGAAGCCCUUUUGACCUCUGAUUCACCUCCACCUAAUAAUGUUAUGAUGACACAGGUUGAUCCUAUCCUUGGACAGAGCGGUGGACAAAAUCCACUACUAAUGAUAGGUGGUCAGAGUAAAGGUAGGACACCUGAGCAACCAACUAUUUCUCUUAAUGCUUUGGUGGCUCCCAAUGCUCUUACAAUGCUAGGGCUUCCACCAGCCUCUUCUAUGCCAUCCCCUAAACCGAAUUCAUUUGGUGCAACAACAGAACGUCUUCCCACAGAUUUGGACAUGGACAUGAUCCUUGAGAAUUUGGAAUGUGACAUGGAAUACAUAAUUAACAAUGAGUUAAUGGAUGAAGGUGGUCUGGAUUUCAACUUUGAGUCCAUACAUCCUGGCACGAACCAGAGCAACAACCAUAGCUGGGUACCCAGUUAAGGACAGAUCGAGUAGGAGACUUCAUUUCAAUAUGGAUCCUGUGAAGAGUACUGGUGUUACAGACACAGUUCGUAGACAUGGCAAGCUCUCCAGCCACCAGCACUAUACUAUGCCUCAAAAUAGCACUAUACACAUGUUCACAUUGGCUCAAAUAGAGACAAAGCUGACAUGCAAUGGAUUGUGAGCAUUCUUCACUCUGCCAUUCCUGAGGUUGCACAAUAUUUUGCUUGUCACACAGGUCAUUUGGCAGUGCCAUAUUUAUGAGUUCAAGAACAGACUUGCCAGAAACAGUUUAAAUGAGUUUGUAAUGCAGCAACACUGUUUGCAAACCUCGGUGGAUGUAUGCUAGGUUUUUUGUAUUGUCCGAGGUAAACCAACAGCUUUUUAGAGUAACCAAACAGGUUAUUGAUUGUAGGUUUUACAGAACCAUGACCCUGGUCACAGUUUUACCAGAAUCUUUUCUUGGAGAUUUUACAGUUCCUUAAAGGGGUAUUCCAGCCCCAGAAUUUUUUUUUUUAUAAGGCAAGCCAGGGUUCUAAAAA